UGCAGUUGAUGGAGGUCUUUAUCUGAGUUUUGGGAUCUAAAGCCUGUUCAGGUACGAUUCAGAAAAUGGCUUUGAGUUCUACAGGAGUCACUUUUCAGCCUAAGGUAUGCACAUCUGCACCUCCCCCACCCCACCUAAAACGCAAGCAACUAAUGUGGCAGAAUGCGGUACGUCACAUCAUCGACCAACGAGGAAUGCACCACGAGGGACGAGUGGCCAAUUCUCACAAAAUCAUUGUUACUGAUGCCUACAUCGAUGACAUCAACAGGCAGAUUCGUAACAAAGCUGCACGGAGCAAUGCUGGCAUGCACAAGCGGCGCUCCUCUGCGGCCCGCAUCCACCCAGUGCGAGACCGCAACUCCACCUCCACUCGAAAGUCCGACGACUCGCUCAGUGACGCAGACUUCUUUGUGAGCUGGGGCUCCACGGUGCGUGGAGUCUUCCUUCCUGCUCUCCAACACAAGUUCAAAUCACAUGAUCUCGAGCGUCUGUACCAGCAUCAUUCAUCUGGUCAGCGCCGAACUUCCCUUGUAGUCACUAAUGUCAUCGAUAUCCUUACCAAACUCCAUAUUCUCUUCAUAUACCUGGCAGUGGCCCCUGAGAUGGUUGACCUUCAACAAGGAUGGUUGGCUGGGCUCUUCAUGGCACUUGGAGCAGUCAUAUGCGUCUUAGUUCUAACCUAUAAAGGAUUGAUGUGUCCAGAUUACCUGCGCUAUGCUGGGCUGGCGAGUUGGCUGUCCCAGACUGUUCAGGCACUGGGUAGUUUGGUAUUUGGAUUGGAGAAGGACCAGUCCUGGCAUGUGCUCUUCACCCUGUUCGCCACCUACACGCUAUUGCCUCUACCUCUUCUGUGGUCCAUCUGCACAGGGUUCCUCACCGCUGCCUUGCACCUUUUGGUGGAUGCCCUCAGGAACUACAAUGACACGGCCAUUGUAAGAAAGUUACUAGCGAAAGGUCUGUUGUACAUGGGUAUGAAUACGGCAGGACUGUUCAUCCACUACUUAUCGGAUCGUGCACAAAGACAGGCGUUCCUUGAGACGCGACGUUGCAUUGAAGGACGAGUCAAGAUGGAGCAAGAGAACAAGAGACAGGAACGCUUGGUGAUGUCCAUUCUUCCUCGGUUUAUUGCUAUGGAGAUGAUUGGUGAUAUGACUUCUAUGGAUGAUGAAUUACUUCCUCAACAGUUCCAUAAGACCUACAUUCAUCAAUACAAAGACGUCAGUAUCCUGUUUGCUGAUAUAAAAGGCUUCACCUCUCUCUCCAUGACCAUGUCGGCUCAGGAAUUGGUGCGCACACUCAAUGAGCUGUUCGGCCGCUUUGAUCGCCUUGCUGAGGAGAAUCAUUGCAUGAGGAUAAAGAUUCUUGGAGAUUGUUACUACUGUGUGUCUGGGGUCCCAGAGCCCCAAACCGCACAUGCUCGCUGCUGUGUGGAGCUGGGUCUGGCCAUGAUAAACACUAUACGUUAUGUACGUAAGGAGCUGAAGAGAGAUGUGGACAUGCGUAUCGGGAUCCACUCCGGUUCGGUUCUGUGUGGGGUUUUGGGUCUGCAGAAAUGGCAGUUUGAUGUGUGGUCUUGGGACGUAGACGUUGCCAACAUGCUAGAGGCUGGAGGAGUCCCAGGGAGGAUUCAUAUAUCACAAGCAACCUUGGACUGUCUAGAGGGUGUAUAUGAGACAGAAGAAGGUCGAGGCCAUGAACGGAAUGAGUUUUUACGCAAACACAAGGUCGACACUUUUCUGAUCCGCCAAACCCCACAGGAAGACAAGGAGCCUCCUAAAGUCCGGCAAACCAGCAAAGAUGAAACUACAUGGAGUGCUGAGCUUCCUUUUGAUAACAUCAUUGGAAUGAACUGCAUCUUAGCCACUUUCACCAAUGGCUCCCUAGUGCAGUUGCCCAAUCAGAUUAUUUCCCAUUGUGCCGGGUCUCGAGAAAUCAACAAGAGAAUCAAGCAGGCCAUCGAGGUGCGCAGUAGUGAGCGAAUGCGCAAGGAACACAUCACACCCUUCACAUUGGUCUUCAAAGAUGCACACAUCGAGGGAAAGUUUUCUCAGAUGCGAGAUGAGAUGUUUAAGUCCAACUUGGCCUGCUCUUUCCUCAUGCUCCUCUUCAUCAUGGCUGUUCAGGCCCUCAUCCCCUCACCUCAAAUCUGUCCUAUGGUAAUCCAGUUUUUAGUAUUCCUCUUUGUCUACAUGCUACUGCUUCUGGUCACACUGGCUGAGGAGUUUAAGCGCUGCCCACCAUACUUACAGCAUCUCUGUUGUUGGAUCCACGAGACCAAGAGCAUCCGUAACCUGCUCACCCUCGUCGCUAUUACUAUUAACUUUGGUGUGGCCUCCUGUGAUAUUUUGUGGUGUAACACAGUUGGAGAGGAUGAGGAAACUAACAAGACCUCCAAACAAGGCUCACAGUGGACUGUGAACAUCUGCACCCAUCCUGAGUUCUUCGUUUUUAGUGGUGUGUUGGCCAUGGUGACGUGUGCCGUGUUCCUCAGACUCAGCUGUCUGUUGAAGCUGGCAGUGCUGAUGUUAGUCAUUGCAGUUUACACAUACCUCAUUGAGGUAGCCUUCCAUGUGCUCUUUAUCCGCCAACACCAAAACGGCCAAAUUCAGAGAUCUCAGUACCUCAGACGCAAAGGCAUUUCUGUGUUGCUAAUGGCCAUGUUUGUUGUGGUCGUCCUUUACAACAGUAGACAGUUAGAAACUACAGCCAGGCUUGACUUCCUGUGGCGUCUGCAGGCCAGAAAGGAAGUGGAGGACAUGAAGGAAAUGAGGGAGCAUAAUGAGUGUCUGCUGUACAACAUUCUUCCUGGCCAUGUAGCUCGCCACUUUCUCGAGAGAGACAGGAACAAUGAGGACCUGUUCUCUGAAUCGUAUGAGCGAGUUGGGGUGAUGUUUGCUUCCAUUCCAGACUUUACGGAUUAUUACGAGAAGAAAGAGUUGAUUCAUCAAGAUGUGGAGUGCCUGCGUCUUCUUAAUGAGAUCAUCGCUGACUUUGAUGAGCUACUGGAAGAGCCUUACUUUCAGGACAUAGAGAAAAUCAAAACCAUUGGCAGCUGCUACAUGGCUGCUUCUGGAUUGUCUCCUGAAAAACAGGAAUGUGAAGACGAGUGGGCUCACCUCAGUACGCUGGUUCUGUUCGCUUUGGCCAUGCAAGAAACUUUGAAAGAAAUAAACAAACGUACCUCAAACAACUUCCAGUUGCGUGUCGGUAUUUCUCAUGGGCCUGUAGUCGCCGGGGUGAUUGGCGCCACUAAGCCCCAGUAUGAUAUCUGGGGCAUGACUGUGAAUCUCGCUAGCCGGAUGGACAGCACAGGGCUCAGUGGGCGUAUUCAGGUCCCGGAGGGCACGAGCCGUAUCCUGGCCGACCACGGCUUUGUGCUCCAGCUUAGAGGAGAUAUCUACGUCAAAGGGGUUAGCGAGCAGCGGGGAGGGGUCCGCACAUACUUUGUUAGCAGCAGGGAAAAGAGCUCAAGCUACGGCGAGAGGAUCACCAGCAGAGGGAUCUCUCUCGGGAGGAACACCCUCGCUGCUGUGGUCUUUACCCUGGUGCAGGCCCGCAAGAAAGAGCAGUUACGAGAGGCCAGUGGAGGCUUUCAUCUCAUGGAGAUAACAUGAGUUUUGAUUGAAAACUGGACAGGAACCACAUUCAAUACCUCUUUUAGAGACUCUUUCAUGAGUCAUUGCCUUUAAGUGAUUUUCCAUUUUCUCUGUAUUUUUUUGUAAAUACUAAUAACUUGAAUAACUUACUAAAAGUAAUAACUUUAUUUCGCUUGUAGGAUUUCCUCUGAUUUCCAAAGUCGUGUUACUUUUGUCCUGAAAAUCACUGGGAUUUUUAGGCCUGGUUUCACAGACAAGGCUUAGAUUAAGCCAGGAUUAGGCCUUAGUUCAAUUAGUGCAUUUAAGUAGCUUUUUAAUGUGCUUUAGAAAAAAAAAAAUCUGGUGUGCAUCAUGAGACAAAACAAUGACAUUUUACGUUAUGUCACUACAAGUUUACAGGUUCACUACAAGACUAGGUUUAAGCCUUGUUUGUGAAAUUUCUAACUUUAACCCCAGGGUCAAAAUAGGCAGAGCUGCAAAUUAAAUAUUCCUCAUCUUGGAACAAGACCAAAAUAGUGUACAAAACCUAUAAGGAACUCUGGAUUCAACUUAUUAAACUGAAUUUAAUUAGAGGUCAUAUGCAUAUGCGCUCUGAUGAUCAACUGCCCUGACAGAAUAAAUGUGCAAAUGUGGAGAGUAAAGUAUGGUGGCCCAGUAGUGCACAAUGAAAUUUAAAAAUCAAACAUAAAUUCAUAACACAACACAACUGAAAUGCUCUAGACCACUAGAGGGCUCUCAUAGGCUUAACGGACAUAAAAGCUAUAAAUUCCUGGAUUAUUAUUCAGUGUAUCAGAUUUUCUAUGAAAAGCAUCUAAGCAGAAUAUUUUAACAGUUUGUGAAACUGGUGACAAAAUGACAAUGCCAAAUUUCUUUGUCUCUCUCUCUCUCUCUCUCUCUCUCUCUCUCUCUCUCUCUCUCUCUCUCUCUCUCUCUCUCUCUCUCUCUCUCUCUCUUUCUCUUUCUCUUUCUCUUUCUCUUUCUUUCUCUCUCUUUGGUAGACCUACACUUAAGUAUUUCUGGGACACACUACCACAUGUAGGCCACCAAAGGUUGCAGUGUUUCUAAAUAUUCAACAGCCGUUACAAUUUUGGAAUAUAUAUUAUAUAUAUCUAGGGAUACUUAAUAUAUUGGUGAUUUUUUUUAAUACAUAAUAUCUUCCAAACAUAAUAUCUUCCAAAAAAAAAGUUCAACAUUCUAAUUUGGCCAUUAAUGAAUGCAGAUAAAAACAUUUAAAACAUUAUAAACAUAAUACUAAAUAUACUAGUAUACAUAUUAGUUUUUUGGCCAACAUGAAAAGAAUUCUUUGUAAUCAGCAUAGUUAACAUGUUUAGAUAUUACUGUUUAAAGGUGUAUGUUAUACUAGGACAAUUGUGAACAAUUCUGUGGUAGAAAGAUUUAACUUUUCUUGUUACUUUAAGCUUGGUGCCUUCUAGAAAACAUUAAAUCAUUGUAAAAAAUAAUUGUAAUGUAUCUUUGAACCAUGGUGUUUUCUUGGGGUGACUACAUUGAAAAAACAUUACCUUUUCAUAAAAAGGAUCAAAUAAAUACGUUUUAAAAAUAA
Messenger RNA from Pimephales promelas (fathead minnow), 5157 nucleotides. Its product is annotated as adenylate cyclase type 8. Lineage: Eukaryota; Metazoa; Chordata; Actinopteri; Cypriniformes; Leuciscidae. Gene Ontology annotation, biological process: intracellular signal transduction; cAMP biosynthetic process; adenylate cyclase-activating G protein-coupled receptor signaling pathway. Gene Ontology annotation, cellular component: plasma membrane. Gene Ontology annotation, molecular function: adenylate cyclase activity. The record is from RefSeq and is a predicted model, not a curated record.